Tetranychus urticae (two-spotted spider mite) is the source of this 1501-nucleotide messenger RNA. Its product is annotated as zinc transporter ZIP13. The record is from RefSeq and is a predicted model, not a curated record. Gene Ontology annotation, biological process: intracellular zinc ion homeostasis; zinc ion transmembrane transport. NCBI's taxonomy places the organism in Eukaryota, Metazoa, Arthropoda, Arachnida, Trombidiformes, Tetranychidae. Gene Ontology annotation, cellular component: membrane. Gene Ontology annotation, molecular function: zinc ion transmembrane transporter activity.
AAACUGUCAAGAGUCAACUAGAUGGCCUUUUAGUCUUUAUUUCCUGAGGAUAAAAUAGGAAUUACUAAUCCAUACCAUAAUCUGAAGCGACUCUGAUUUUUCAAUUCUCACAAUCUUCAACCAUUCAGAAUUGUUAUUUGAAUUAUUCUUUUCCCUUUAACUUGAUCUUUUGAAUGUGAAAAAAUGAAGAGUGAGUGAAUAAGACAAGUGGAGCGCCACACAACUCAAAUUCAAUCCAUUAACUUGUUUAUGUUGGAACUCUCAACUUUAGUUCCCAUUCUGUCUCUUCUUUCUAUACUUACUUCUUGUUGACUCUUCUCCUUCAUCUUCCUCAACGUACAACAUCAUCUUCCAUCAUUCAUGAUUUAAAUUAUCACCAAAAAGUUAAAAUACUAUUUCAAAAUGAAUUCUAGUGAGAUAUACAUUGAUUCCUUUCUAAAAGUGACACCAACAUUUAACUCUAUUUGGUGUUUAUCUUUGGCUGCAGCUGGAACCAUUGGAUUAACCGGGGUCAUCCCGAUACUUUUCAUGUCCUCAAUUUCACAUGAUGAUAAAGAUGCCAACAAUAGAUUGAAAUUAUUACUGAGCUUUUCUGUCGGUGGUUUACUCGGAGAUGUAUUCUUACAUUUACUUCCGGAAGCUUGGGCCUAUGUUAUGAAAUCUGGAUCACUGAUUGAAAAUUACUUGUCAUUGGGACUCUGGGUUGUUUCUGGGAUAUCAACAUUUCUAGCUAUUGAAAUGAUCUUCACUAUUUGUGGAUCAAAUUCUGAUGACCAGGAAAAGACCAAUGAUGAGAUCAAGGCAGAUGAACAUGAUGACAAUAGUGAAAAAAACUCAUUAGCAGUGGAAAAGAAAUGGGUUUCGCCUUCUGUGACUGGAUAUCUCAGUGUUUUUGCCAAUGGAGUAGACAAUUUCACUCAUGGACUUGCAAUAGCAGCCAGUUUCUCUGCUGGGGUUAAGAUUGGUGUCCUUACAACCAUCGCCAUACUAAUCCACGAAGUUCCUCACGAGUUUGGAGAUUUUGCAAUCUUAAUGAAAUCAGGAUUUUCUCGUUGGAAAGCCAUUCAAGCUCAAAUGUUUACUGCUGCUGUUGCCAUGAUUGGAGCUGCUGUGGCACUUUUAGCUCAAUCUUCAGAAACUGAGGUUGGAUCACGAACUCGAUGGAUUCUACCUUAUUCAGCUGGCUGUUUCCUCUAUAUUGCUAUGAGUAAUAUUUUACCUGGUCUUUUGAAAGAAGAUAACCCAAAAGAAUCAUUGAAACAAUUAGUUGGAAUCACAAUGGGUGUACUCAUCAUGGCUCUAGUCAAUAUGAUUGACGACGAUUCUCUAUCUCUGUUCAUGUGAACAAUCCUACCAAAGUGCUAUUCAUAUCAGACAGAAAUAUCUAUUAUUUUGAUAAUUUCUUUGUAUCGUUGCAAAUUUUUUGACAAAUUUUUAUUGCGAUAUUGUAAAUAUUAGUAAAUCUAUAGAUUGUAUAUUUGUAUAUACAACGAAAAAACAA